AUGACGUCAGAUUUUCAAGGGCCACCACGAACACUUGCCCCAUUGCCCGUUUCGCAGUAUCUUGGCCAGCCUCGCCCUGUUCCCCGGAUCUCGAAACGGUCAAACGCAUGCACGGCAUGCAAAACGCGAAGAAUCAAAUGUCGCGGGUCCAAGCCAUGUGACAACUGCGCUGCAACCAAUCGCACCUGCGUAUUCUUGGUUGAGAAUGACCGACGCAGAAAAAAUGCACUCAGACGUGCAGAGCAAGAGCUCAAUACGGUCCAGCAGCAUCUAGACAGGAUCCUUGAGGUGUUCAAGGCAGGCGACAAGACGCAGCUCGACUAUCUCCUUGCCACUGCCGCGGAAUUUCGCACCGCCUCAACCUUAGGCCCUGCUUUGCAGGAUGGUAUGUUUGCAGGCAUCGAUCAGUCUGCUCCCGGACUGCCCGAGUCCAGUUGGAGCACGCCUCCUUCCUUUCCAACGCCCUUUUUCAUCCCCGUGGGGAUCCCAGGUCAAGGCGAGUUCCUGACCAAGGAUCCCAACCGCGACGAAGCCAGUAGAGCUACAGGCUACAUUGGCAGCUCCUCGGAGAUUGAUUGGCUGCAAGAGCUAGGUAAUAAGGUCAACAACUCGACCAAGCAUACAGGGCAACAAUGCUGGCCCAAUAUUGAUGAUUCCGCCGCGGCGAUGAACUACCAUUUGGACUAUACUCCGCUACCCGAAACUAUUCCCACCGACCAAAGGUCGUUGCCGCCGAAGCCAUGGGCGAAAACCCUGGUCGGCCUUUUUUUCGAAACAGUCUAUCCUUCGUUUCCAGUUGUCAGUAAAUCGUUAUUUAUUAUCCAAUUUGAACAGGCUUAUACCUUCUCUGCGGUUCAGCCAUCGCGAAAAUGGCUUGCUGUCCUCAACCUGAUACUGGCGCUGGGCUCCAGGUACUACCAAGAAACAGAGCCGGUCUCUGGACGGGACGUCGAUGAUCGCGUCUACAUAUCGCGGGCACUUGCUCUAGCCAGUACUCCUGCUACGCGUACCAGCUAUGCAGGCUUACAGCAGGUCCAGGUUGAAGUCCUGCUAGCGAUCUACUAUCUAGCCUCGGGCCAUGUCAACCAAUCAUGGCAGACUAAUGGCCGUGCUGCCCGCUUGGCUAUCUCUAUGGGCCUGAAUCUCUGGGCGGACGGGGACCAGAUAGACCCCGUAUCGAAGGAGACGCGAACGCGGAUCCGGUGGUCUAUCUUCACCCUGGAGCAUGCCCUUUCAGGCAUGACUGGUCGGCCGUCGUGCAUCGACAGUCAAUUCAUGUCUGUGCGUUUACCGCUGCCGUUCGACGAGGCCCAAUUCCAAACCCCAGGAGUGGAAGAAUUGCUGAAAGCAUCCGCUGCGCGUGAACGCAAGCUCCAGUGGACUGUGCAUGCGACCGACGCCGAACUGGACGCGAGGGACCAGUGGUUCGUGACUAUUCGCCCGCGCCAGUCUCUCUACUUCUUCCAUCUGGUCGACCUUUCUGUCAUCAUGCAAGCAGCCUCAAGAGCCAUUUACUGUUUAACCACCGCCAAUGACGGUGCCGAGGGCAAUAUUACUUUUUAUAGGGGAAAGCUCAAGUCGUGGCUGUCUAGCCUGCAGCCAGCAUUCGCUUUCACUACCGACAGUGCCAACGCUCGCCGCCGGAGCUCUGGUGAGAUGCCGGUCUUGGCGAGCCACUGUCGCGAAAGAACCGGUCUCGCCUUAGCCUACUAUAGUUCCCAGGUCGUAUUGACUCGUUCAUGUCUUACCUAUCCGGAGGUGCAGUUUGGGACGAGUGCCCAAACUUCUCGGUCUCGGUUCGGAGACGAUACGGCCAAAUCUUGUGUCCAUUUCGCUCUUGCUCUUGUCUCUGUUCUUCCCGACCAGCCAGACAUGAAAUGGAUCUCGAAACUGACUUCGUGGUGGUUUUUAUUGCACUCUAUCAUGCGCGCAUUGACGGUCUUGCUUAUCCAACUUUCAAUCGGCCAGGUGCCGGUGCGGAGCAUAUCAGGCGAGCGGGAGGGCAUAGCAAGGGAAGGAGAGGGUAGCGAUGCAGUUCGCGACGCAAUAAAAAAGAUCCUUCUCUGGCUACACAGUAUGGCCAAGCAAGACCCUAGCUCGAAGCGCGCGUUUCAUAUCGGCCAGAGAAUUUUCGCCGCCAUCGCGCGCACGAACGGGCUUGAUCUGCAAGGCGUGGCGUCCGUCUUAAUGGCGAAAGAAGAGGCUUCAAACCUUGAAGAUUUGGACCGGGGCAGUUUCUAUCCCGAGUCCUCGAAGAUGCAGGUGGAUUUUGCGGACUGGGGCCCCGACGUUACGGGGUCCGAGAGCGGCUAUGAGCAGGAUCAGGUUCCUUUCGUUGACCCAGCCUUGUUGUCAUUUGAAGAGUACAGGUUCUAA
Aspergillus nidulans FGSC A4 is the source of this 2376-nucleotide messenger RNA. Its product is annotated as Zn(II)2Cys6 transcription factor. The record is from RefSeq and is a predicted model, not a curated record. The transcript is spliced from 4 exons. Gene Ontology annotation, molecular function: zinc ion binding; DNA binding; DNA-binding transcription factor activity, RNA polymerase II-specific. NCBI's taxonomy places the organism in Eukaryota, Fungi, Ascomycota, Eurotiomycetes, Eurotiales, Aspergillaceae. Gene Ontology annotation, biological process: DNA-templated transcription; regulation of DNA-templated transcription; regulation of transcription by RNA polymerase II. Bases 1 to 2376 code for a protein of 791 amino acids. Gene Ontology annotation, cellular component: nucleus.